AUGCAAAGAAAAAAUAAUAUCUCAAACUUUCUGUCUAUUUUUAGAUUAAAUCUGAGUGGGAACAGUGGUGCCACCUUCAGUAGUGAUCUUCACGUAACGGCCGAACUUAAUUUGAACCUGGCUGAUAAAGGCGAAACAUACGUCAGUCAUAUUACAAUGGACAUUAAUGAAGUUGAAAGCAACGUUACAUAUUCGUGGACCGAGAGGAAAGGUGUAGACAAUGAAGAUUAUAUUCUAUUAGGACCUCCAAAAAUUGUCGUCAGGAACAGCCGUACACCGACAUACUUUUUGCAACAAAGUACGUAUUUACAAUUUCUAUUACCGCAUUGACCAAUGGUCAGUAAGUUCGGCCAGUGAUUAUGAAU
This is a messenger RNA of Diatraea saccharalis (sugarcane borer), 365 nucleotides long. The record is from the annotation of a GenBank genome assembly. NCBI's taxonomy places the organism in Eukaryota, Metazoa, Arthropoda, Insecta, Lepidoptera, Crambidae.